This is a messenger RNA of Drosophila nasuta, 1620 nucleotides long. RefSeq lists its product as uncharacterized. The transcript is spliced from 2 exons. The record is from RefSeq and is a predicted model, not a curated record. Lineage: Eukaryota; Metazoa; Arthropoda; Insecta; Diptera; Drosophilidae. The coding region runs from base 289 to 774 and encodes 161 amino acids.
ACGUGUCGCUUUUUAAAUGAUUUCAAAUUCAAAAUAAAAAAAUUUAGACAUGCACGUUCACGUCGAAAGCUGGCGACCCCUCCGGACAGAUUAUUUGAGGGUUUCUAUAUGGGUAAUAGAGACGCUAAAUCUAAAUAAAAGACGUAAGUUUUAUAUAGUCAUAGACGUGGUUCCAUCUGUCGUCCCCUAACUGUAUAUAAGAUGAGAAAAUGUGGAUGCGGCGCAAACGUAAACUAGAAUUCUAGACGUUAAGGUGAAUCUGUGAAUCGUAAGAUUAGAAACCACACAAUGCCUGAGCCAAUUGUUAACGAGUUUCAUGUGGCGCCCGACUGGCUUACUCGCGAUUACGUCGAACAGAAGCUGCGCGUGUACUUUAAGGAUGCCAAACUGCAACUAACGGAAUUACAGGUGACUCCAGGCACUGCUAAUGGGGAGAACUACGCUAGCGUGAUGACGCGCAUCAAUGUAGAGUUUAAGGACAAGGAUCAGGCAAAUCAGCGAGCCACAUUUCUGGUAAACACCACAUUUGCUGACAAGGAUCCAGCUGCGCAUCUACUCGGUCCCUACGGCAUCUAUGUGCGAGAAAUGGAUAUGUACCAAGAGGUGCUUCCCAAGUUGGCUGCAAAAGUAAUUAGAUCCUUGGAGGAUGAUAAGGAGUUGCAUGAUCGCUAUGCUGAGAAAUUCAAGGGAGUCGUCGAGCAUAUUAUGUACUAUGGCGAAAAGACAAUGAUACCAAGGAAAGGUGAUUUUGUGAUCUCUGGACGACGACUAUGAUGUUCAAGAACAAUGCACAGGGAAAACCAGAAGCUCAAUUAUAAGGGUGCAAUUCCAACUCUAUUUGACUUCCAGUUGCAGUUCCAAGCAAGAUACUUUUAUUCUAUGUUUUCAUCAUUUUGCUUCUUGCCUGCAAUGUUGCACAGUGGAAAUGAAGUUCGAGUUGCACUCCAUAAAACUGAUGUCAUGCGACAGAAAGUGAGGAAGCUGUUGCCUUUUUCGACAAAAGCGGCUUGCUCGAUGAAAUGUAAUUCAGUUUAUAGCUAAUAUGUUUUCAGUGAUGACAUAUUCAUUAUAAUAACUUUAAAUAAAAGUUUACGAAAAUGUAUCUAUCCAAACUGUAAUGCCAAGUGAUAUAAAAUAUAAAAUUAAAUAAAAAGUGCUAAUAAAAGUAAUUUAGAACAUCAUAUUUUUUUUUAAUUUGUUGUUACUUUGCGAGUGUUUAUAUUGUAUAAUGAAAACUGUUUUCAUAUUAAAGUUUUCUCAAAAUGCAGGUGGUGCCAAAACUUUUUUAUCUAUGUUAAGUAUCACUACCAUCGGUUAAUGAACUCUGUACUUACUCAGAAACCUAUUACGAAAUCUCUUUGCACAGAGAUUUAGUUUUUAUAUAGCCUGGCUAUCAGAUGGUAGACAAUUAACUAGUUAAGUUAAAAAUAAUAACAUUUAAGUUUUCAUGUGUACAUAAACGGAAAGCUUAUCGCUUUUCUUCUUAUAAAUUUUUCAGUUUGGUUUUUACCUCUCCUAAUUCCAGUUUGUGCCUCAUAUAUAGAGUAGAAGUAUACAUAUAUGUUUCACACACGCUUCCAUAAAGUAUAUACAUACAUUUUUUAUUAGCACCAAUCUUGA